Messenger RNA from Mytilus californianus (California mussel), 3093 nucleotides. Its product is annotated as extracellular matrix-binding protein EbhA-like. The record is from RefSeq and is a predicted model, not a curated record. The transcript has 4 exons. NCBI's taxonomy places the organism in Eukaryota, Metazoa, Mollusca, Bivalvia, Mytilida, Mytilidae. Bases 1 to 3093 code for a protein of 1030 amino acids.
AUGGUACCAAAAGAUGAAAAGAAAGCAAGAGAUUCAGGUUUGAUAACCCCAAAGCAAGCUUUUGAUGACACUGCUGAAAACAACAGAAGAAUGGACAAGAUUACGACUGAACCCGAAAUAUCAAGCGAUACCAGCUCACUUUAUAAAGAUUAUAAAGAUGACCAGGAAAUGUACAGCCAAGAAAAUGUAAAUAUUGAACCUUAUACUAUUGCUGACAAAAUCACUGAUAGAGACAUUCAAUCUCAAAUUUCCACUGAGAAAGUGUCAAGUAUAAAAGAAAGAGAAAAGGCCCAUACCUCCACAAAAGACAGAAAGAUAUUAACAAAAAGAGAUAUGAUACCAAUAUAUGAAAAGAAAGCAAGAGAUUCAGGUUUGAUAAUCUCAAAGCAAACUUUCGAUGACACUACUGAAUACAACACAAUAAUGGACAAUAUUUCGGAUGAUGCAGUUAUACUAAGUGAUACCAGUUUAUUUUACGAAGAUUAUAAAGAUGAUCAGAAAAAGUACAGCGCAGAAAAUGCAAAUAUUGCACCUAAAACUAUUGUUGACAAAAUUACCGCUAGUGACAUUCAAUCUCAAACUUCUACUAAGCAAAUAAGAAGUAUUGAAGAAAGACAAAAAGUUCAUACCUCCAUAAUAGACAGAAUGCUAUCAACGAAAAUCGAUAUGAAAUCAUUAUAUGACAAGAAAGCAAUAGAUUCAGGAUUGAUAACCUCAAAGCAAGCUAUCGAUGACACAGCUAAAUACAACACAAUAAUGGACAAUAUAUCGGAUGAACCUGUUGUAUCAAGUGAUACCAGUUCAUUUCAUGAAGAUUAUAAAGAUGACCAGGAAAGGCACAGCCAAGAAAAUGUAAAUAUUGAACCUCAUACUAUUGCUGACAAAAUUACCGAUAGAGACAUUCAAUCCCAAACUUCCACUGAGCGAGUGUCAAGUAUAAAAGAAAGAGAAAAGGCACAUACUUCCACAAAAGACAGAAAGAUAUUAACGACAAGAGAUAAUGAACCAACAGAUGAAAAGAAAGCAAGAGAUUCACGUUUGAUAACAUCAAAACAAGCUGUCGAUGACACUGCUGAAUACAACAGAAAAAUGGACAAAAUUACUGAUGAACCCGUUGUAUCAAGCGAUACCAGUUCACUUUAUGAUCGUUAUAAAGGAGACCAGGAAAGGUACAGCGAGCAAAUAAGAAGUAUUGAAGAAAGACCAAAAGUUCAUAGCUCCAUAAUAGACAGAAUGCUAUCAACGAAAAUCGAUAUGAAAUCAUUAUAUGACAAGAAAGCAAUAGAUUCAGGUUUGAUAACCUCAAAGCAAGCUAUCCAUGAUACAGCUAAAUACAACACAAUAAUGGACAAUAUAUCGGACGAACCUGUUGUAUCAAGUGAUACCAGUUCAUUUCAUGAAGAUUAUAAAGAUGACCAGGAAAGGCACAGCCAAGAAAAUGUAAAUAUUGAACCUCAUAAUAUUGCUGACAAAAUUACCGAUAGAGACAUUCAAUCCCAAACUUUCACUGAGCGAGUGUCAAGUAUAAAAGAAAGAGAAAAGGCACAUACUUCCACAAAAGACAGAAAGAUAUCAACGACAAGAGAUAAUGAACCAACAGAUGAAAAGAGAGCAAGAGAUUCACGUUUGAUAACAUCAAAACAAGCUGUCGAUGACACUGCUGAAUACAACAGAAAAAUGGACAAAAUUACGGAUGAACCCGUAAUAUCAAGCGUUACCAGUUCACUUUAUGAACAUUAUAAAGAUGACCAGGAAAGCACAAUAAUGGACAAUAUUUCGGAUCAUCCGGUUAUACGAAGUGAUACCAGUUUAUUUUACGAAGAUUAUAAAGAUGAUCAGAAAAGGUACAGCGCAGAAAAUGCAAAUAUUGCACCUAGUACUAUUGCUGACAAAAUUACCGAUAGUGACGUUCAAUCUGAAACUCCUACUCAGCAAAUAAGAAGUAUUAAAGAAAGACAAAAAGUUCAUUCCUCCGCAAUAGACAGAAUGAUAUCAAAGGAAAUCGAUAUGGAACCAUUAUAUGACAAGAAAGCAAGAGCUUCAGGUUUGAUAACCUCAAAGCAAGCUGUCGAUGACACCGCUGAAUACAAGACAAUAAUGGACAAUAUAUCGGAUGAACCCGUUGUAUCUAGUGCUGCUGAAUACAACAGAAAAAUGGACAAAAUUACUGAUGAACCCGUUGUAUCAAGCGAUACCAGUUCACUUUAUGAACGUUAUAAAGAUGACCAGGAAAGGUACAGCGAGGUAAAUGUCAAUAUUGAACCUCACAUUAUUGCUGGCAAAAUUCCCGAUAGCGAAAAUCAAUUUAAAACUUUUACUGAGCAAAUAACAAGUAGUAAAGAAAGAGAAAAAGCUCAUACAUCCACAAUAGACAGAAAGAUAUUAACAAAAAGAGAUAUGAUACCAAUAUAUGAAAAGAAAGCAAGAGAUUCAGGUUUGAUAAUCUCAAAGCAAACUUUCGAUGACACUACUGAAUACAGCACAAUAAUGGACAAUAUUUCGGAUCAUCCGGUUAUACUAAGUGAUACCAGUUUAUUUUACGAAGAUUAUAAAGAUGAUCAGAAAAGGUACAGCCUUAAAAAUGCAACUAUUGUACCUCGUACUGUUGUUGACAAAAUUACCGAUAGUGACAUUCAAUCUCAAACUUCUACUAAACAAAUAAGAAGUAUUGAAGAAAGACAAAAAGUUCAUACCUCCACAAUAGACAGAAUGGUAUCAACGAAAAUCGAUAUGGAUCCAUUAUAUGACAAGAAAGCAAGAGAUUCAGGUUUGAUAACCUCAAAGCAAGCUUUUGAUGACACUGCUGAAUACAACAGAAAAAUGGACAAAAUUACGGAUGAACCCGUAAUAUCAAGCGAUACCAGUUCACUUUAUGAAGAUUAUAAAGAUGACCAGGAAAGGUACAGCCAAGAAAAUGUAAAUAUUGAACAUUAUACUAUUACUGACAAAACUACCGAUAGCCACUCUCAAACGUCUACUGAGCAAAUAACAAGUAUGAAAGAAAGAGAAAAGGCUCAUGCCACCACAAUAGACAGAAAGAUAUUAAUGAAAGGAGAUAUGCAAAUAUGGGGUUCCAGUGGAACAGGCCAAUAG